Molecule: messenger RNA, 785 nt
Organism: Oldenlandia corymbosa var. corymbosa
Lineage: Eukaryota; Viridiplantae; Streptophyta; Magnoliopsida; Gentianales; Rubiaceae
Source: the annotation of a GenBank genome assembly
AUGUUGGGAGGAAAGGAAGAAGAAAGAAUCCACAACCGGCUUCCACUGAAACCCCAUGUUUCUUUCAAUAAUUAUUACAGUUGGAAGGAGAAGCUCAGAGAGAAAUGUUUCAAGAGGGUCAGGGAGGAUCGGAAUCGGCUGCUCUGGAAACUCAGAUUAUCCAAUAACAUGGAUCAAUCUAUACAUUCACAGGAUAUCAAAUCGACUUUCAGGGACAUAGUUUCUGAUGAACUCAAAAGCAUAAAGUCUUCGUCUAUAGACAGCAAUUUUGAUGAAUUACCUACAAUUCCUGCCGAUGGUGAUGCAAUUUGGGAAUAUAAUGGACUGCCCAUAGCUGAUGAAGGAGACUGUGAAGACAUUUUAUUAGAGAUGCAGAAGAUAUUCUAUGAGGAACUUAGGUUGGAAGAGGGUAGAAAAGAAUCGGAAAUCAUGAGCUGGGAUGAUGAAGAAGAUGAAUACUUGGCGCGUGAAGUUCUUAAGCAUAUGCAGCUUCAGGAUGAACAGGUAAAUUUGGAAUUCUUGCGUAGUCGGUUGGCUGAAGCUCACGCUGAUCAUCUUGACCGGGGUUGCAAAUUGAGACCUGGGUUCUGCAUAGAGAGUAGAUUUGGGCUUACAGCUCUAUACAUCAAGUGUGAGGAUUGCCGUACAUUUGAGGUUGUGAUAUAGGGCCGUAUAGCCAUCUUACAGAAACAGCUUGUUUGAAAAUUAAGUUUACACAGAAGCAUGUUGUGUGCAAAACACCUUUUUUCCAAUGGUUAAUGUCAAUAAGGCAAGAUUUUACAAGC